AUGCAGGAUCAAGAAGUUCAAGACAGUGAAGCCGCCGGAAGCGUGGAGGGUGGCGGCCUAGCUCAUGAAGUUUCCACUACUGCCGAUACCGACACAACUACUGCCAUGGAACAAACCACUGUUGCUACCGGUACCACUGGCAUGCAUGAGAGUGAUACCCACGAGCUGAAAGCAGUGGAAAGGAAAAUGACGCCCGAAGAAAAGGCUCACCGAGAAGAAAUUUUGCGAUUGACCGCGACUGCUGCUAUUACCACUGCUGGUACCACUGCCGUUACUCAUAUGGAAGAACACGAAGCAGCAGAAGACCAAAAGCCAGUAGCCAAAGAAACACAAGAAAACCAGGGAGUUGCAGAUGAUGAAAACAGCCACAGCAAUGUGGAAGAUUCUGCUUACACGGCUCUUGCUGGCAUGGCAGCUCGAUUGGACAACCCCCACCAGAGUGGUCAGCUAUCUUUCUUUCCGGACAACAACAAGAAAGACCCCAAAACAAAGGCUCCGAAUGUACAUACUACAGUCGAUACUGCUUAUUCUGCACUUUCCGCCAUGGCACACCGGUGGGAUAACCCACAAGAGAGCGCCAACGGCUGGUCACAAUACUAUUGGAGGGGAGACUCCUCUAUUCGCGAGAGACGCUUCGGAGAAUGA
Molecule: messenger RNA, 645 nt
Organism: Seminavis robusta
Lineage: Eukaryota; Bacillariophyta; Bacillariophyceae; Naviculales; Naviculaceae
Source: the annotation of a GenBank genome assembly